Molecule: messenger RNA, 825 nt
Organism: Ornithorhynchus anatinus (platypus)
Lineage: Eukaryota; Metazoa; Chordata; Mammalia; Monotremata; Ornithorhynchidae
Product: basic proline-rich protein-like
Exons: 1
Coding region: 1-825 (274 amino acids)
Source: RefSeq, a predicted model, not a curated record
AUGCGCCGUCCCCCUCCGGUCCCCCGGUCCCCGCCCCUCCCCCGGCCCGGGCGCAGUCCGGGCGCGGUCCCCGGGGGUCCGGAUCCCCCCCGACCCCCGGCCGUCCGGCCGCCCCCCACACAGCCCGAAGACCGCACGGGACGGGACGGGACAGGACGGGCCGGGCCGGACCGCAGGGACCCCGACGGCCAGCCCGGGACCCGCCCCGGAGAACGCACGCCUCCAUUGGACGACGAGCCCCCCGAGAAGCCACGCCCCCUGGGAAGCCUCGCCACCCCAUUGGACGCCGCGCCCCGGGAAGCCACGCCUCCAUCGGAAGCCACGCCCCCUGCGGAGCCGCGCCCCCGAGGAGCCGCGCCUCCAUUGGACGCCACGCCCCGGGAAGUCACGCCCCCUGCGAGGCCACGCCCCCUGCGUAGCCACGCCCCCCCCGAGGAGCCGGGCUGCCAUUGGACGCCGCGCCCCGGGAAGCCCCGCCCCCAUUGGAAGCCACGCCCCGGGAGGCCGCGCCUCAUUGGACGUCACGCCCCUGGAAGCCACGCCCCCUGGAAUCCACACCCCCAUUGGACGCCGCGCCCUGGAGAAGCCUUGGGGACGCCCCCUGGGAAGCCUCGCCCCCAUUGGAAGCCUCGCCCCUUGCAAACCACGCCCCCCAGGAAGCCACGCCCCUUGAAAAAGCCGCGCCUCCAUCGGAAGCCACGCCCCUGGAUAGCCACGCCCCCCGGGAAGCCUCCCCCAUUGGACACCACGCCCUUGACAAGCCACGCCCCCUGGGGAAGCCACGCCCCCGAGUACCUAUUCCCCCAUCGGACGCCUCGCCCUUAA